AUGCCCAGUGACGAUCGAGUCAAAAAGACAGACUACCUGGGAUACACCCAUAGUGGUCCACAACAACACCAAUACCAACAUCCCGAAACUCAAGGUAUGAACCGUAAUUACCUUGGACCAGAUUUAGGCUCAACUCAUCUUCGUGAUCAAUCGAUUGACGUCCCAGACGAAGCCUACGGGAUGGAGGACACAUCGAUGAUGAGAGAUACUUCCAGAAGUCCUUUACACGCUCCUCAAGGCGGGAAUGGUGAUGGAUAUCCACUAGGAUCUUCCCAACCUCACGUUGCACCACCUCAACCCGCAGCGACCGUUCCCACUCCUGGUACCGGCACCAGUACACCAGGUAGUAGAGUCCAUUAUCCCCCUUCACCAUAUAUGGCUCGGGGGGAUGCAUACACUACAAUCCCAUUGCAAGAUCGAGAACGAGAUCGAUCUCGCGAAGAUUCACCUAAUCGAUCUGGUACGAAUACACCAGUAGGAUCAGGAAAUAAGAAGAAACACUGGUCAUUCUUACCUGGAUCUUCUACAACAUCUUUAGAAACUGGUACAUUACACGAGAAGAAUAUGGGAUCGGCUGGGAAAAGACCUAGAUCGGCCAGAGGAACAAGUUGGGAUCUAUUGGGAGAUAAAGCAGAAUGGGAAGAAUUCAACCCUAAGAACGCUUCGGUUGAGAACCUCAAGUUCGCUGAAGGCGAUGUAGGAACCAACAAGUUGUCCAGGUUUUACUAUUGGGCUUUGAAUAGAGGUAUAGCAGUUAGAUGGGCGAUGUACAUCAUACCUAUCAUGGCUUUGUUCUGGAUUCCUGGUAUUGUCGGUGUUACUGCUGAACCGGAUGCCACCGUCUGGGAGGUCAAACUCAUCUGGUGGUCUAUCUGGCUUACUGUCGUCUGGGGUGGUUGGUGGGCUUCCACAGCAGUCUUCAUGAUGUUCCCUGUAGUAUUCAGAAACACCGUCGGAGCAAUCAUCCCUACAGCUAAGAAAUAUACCGAUGUCGUCAGAGCUCUUGGGAAAUUCGCCAAACUCAUUUUCUGGAUAUUAGCAGUAUGGAUCUCAUUCACGCCAUUAGUGAUCAAUCAUUAUAUAGGAGAUCAAUCUGCCAACUCAAGAUCGAAUUUAACUACAAUGGCCAAUAUCCUCUUUGGUUUAUUCCUGUGUAGUUUGGUGUUAGGAGCGGAGAAGUUGAUCGUUCAGUUGAUCGCUUUCCAAUUCCAUCAAGAUUCCUAUGAAGAUAGAUUGAAAGAACAGAAAUUCAACUUGAAAGCUCUUACUGUACUCUAUACCAAUUCGCAUGAUAUUCCUGGAAGAACCGAUACACUCUCUGAUGCCGCUUCGGGUAAGACUAAAGCUUCACAAGUACCGAAAGUCGCUUUGAGAAAGGCUUUGAGAGGUUUAAAGGAUGUUGCUACGACUACUACUACUGCCCUCGGUAAUGUCGCUUCUGAAAUGGCUGGUCAAUCUGUUUUACAAACCAAUUCCCCUGCGAACAAGGUUACUGCUGCGUUGAACUCUGCCAACAAGAGUAAAGCUCUGGCUAGAAGACUAUACUACUCUUUCAGAGCUCCUGGAAUUGAUCAUCUUGAUAUUUCCGAUAUCGCCCGAUUCUUCCCUGAUCUUGAAACCGCCGAAACCGCCUUUGCGAUCUUUGACAAAGAUGGAAACGGAGAUGCUACAAGGGAUGAAAUUGAGAGUGCUGUUCUCGGUAUUCACAGGGAGAGAUUGAGUCUUGAAGCUUCCAUGCGAGAUUUGGACGGUGCUGUUCGAAGACUCGACGAUAUUUUCAUGGUCAUCGUCUUGGCUAUUGUCGUCCUCAUCUUGGCUGCUAUGGUCACUACCAAACUUACCACACUUGUCACUUCGGCUGGAACUUUCAUUUUGGGUCUCUCGUGGUUGAUCGGUGCUACCAUGCAGGAGAUCUUGGCUGCUUGUAUCUUCUUAUUCGUCAAACAUCCCUUCGACGUAGGGGACAGAGUUACCAUAGAUGGCGAAGGUUACACAGUCGCAAAAAUGCAAUUGAUGUCUAGUUCUUUCAAGCGGUUGGACGGUAAAUACGUUUGGAUAGGUCAUAACGUCUUGUCCACUAAGAUCAUUGAGAACAUCCGUCGAUCUGGUCCGAUAUCUGAAUCCUUCACUUUCGAAGUCGCUUUUGACACCUCUUUCGAAGCUCUACAAGUCCUUAGAGCGAGAAUGUUGAAAUUCUGUAAAGACAACUCGAGAGAUUUCUUGCCUGUUUUCGAUGUGAUCGUCGAUGAUAUCCCCGCUCAGGGCAAGAUGGUCUUGAAAGCGGAUAUCAAGUAUAAGUCGAAUUGGCAACAGGGCGCAUUGAAGGUGCAGAGGAGGAACAAAUGGAUUUGCGCGUUGAAGAUGGCUCUCGCCGAUCUCAAAAUCUGGGGACCUGCUGGUGCCGGUAACCCCGAACCUGAUCCAGCUGAACCUGUUCAAUACACCUUGGUCCCAUGGGAAGAAGUCAAAGGAGCUGCUGCACCUGCCACCUCGUCCAAACCGGAAUCACCACCACCAACGUUCGCCUCAGCCACUGCUGUACCUAAUCUGAUGGAUCAACGGGGAGUAGUCAACGAUUCGAGUCAAGAUGUAUUUGACGAACAGGACGAGCUGAACAACCAAUCCCUCGCACCUUCACGAGUCGGUACGCCUGGUCCCAGUCAGGUCGGUAUGAGAUCGAGACAUGCUCAGGAACAAGGUGAUAUUGAGAUGACCAGUGCACCUGUUGCGAGAAGAGUAUAG
This is a messenger RNA of Kwoniella botswanensis, 2742 nucleotides long. RefSeq lists its product as uncharacterized. Gene Ontology annotation, biological process: calcium ion transmembrane transport; intracellular calcium ion homeostasis. Bases 1 to 2742 code for a protein of 913 amino acids. Lineage: Eukaryota; Fungi; Basidiomycota; Tremellomycetes; Tremellales; Cryptococcaceae. The transcript has 13 exons. The record is from RefSeq and is a predicted model, not a curated record. Gene Ontology annotation, molecular function: calcium ion binding; calcium channel activity. Gene Ontology annotation, cellular component: membrane.